AUGUCUCUACAAGGAAAAACGGUGCUUAUCACGGGCGGAACCAAGAAUUUGGGCAAGCUUACUGCAAUUGAGCUGGCAUCGAAGCACAAGGCUAAUUUAUUCCUUCACUACAACUCCACCCAAGGUGAUGAAGAGAAAUUAGCGCAAAAAUUGAGAGACGAUUACAAGGUUAAAGUCGAAAUUUAUCAAGGCAAACUGGGAUCCGCUAAGUCGGUUGCAAGCCUUUUUGAAGCCGCCAAAACCAAAUUCGGUAGCAUUGAUGUGGCUAUAAACAACAUUGGCAUGGUGCUCAAAAAGCCAAUUGCCGAAGUCACGGAGGAAGAGUUCGACCUCAUGGAUGUUGUCAACAACAAGGUUGCCUUCUUCUUCAUCGCACAGGCUUCUAAACAUGUUAGUUCCGGCGGCAGUAUCAUUUCUCUGGUGACUUCCCUGCUCGGAGCCUAUACCCCGUAUUAUUCGGUAUACCAAGGCACUAAAAGCGCAGUCGAGUUUUACACCAAGAGCGCUUCCAAGGAGCUUGUUGGCAAACGAAUUUCUGUGAAUUGCGUCGCUCCUGGGCCAAUGGAUACGCCAUUUUUCUACGCCCAAGAACAGCAAGAAGCUGUCGAGUUUUACAAAUCCGUGGCUCUCGAUGGCCGACUAACUAAGAUUGAAGAUAUUGCUCCAAUUAUCGCUUUCGUGGCAACAGGUGGCACCUGGAUGACAGGCCAAACACUAUAUGCUUCUGGAGGCAUGGUCGCGCGCUGA
Messenger RNA from Lachancea meyersii CBS 8951, 747 nucleotides. The record is from the annotation of a GenBank genome assembly. NCBI's taxonomy places the organism in Eukaryota, Fungi, Ascomycota, Saccharomycetes, Saccharomycetales, Saccharomycetaceae.